Molecule: messenger RNA, 1071 nt
Organism: Phytophthora infestans T30-4
Lineage: Eukaryota; Oomycota; Peronosporomycetes; Peronosporales; Peronosporaceae
Product: cysteine protease family C01A, putative
Exons: 1
Coding region: 1-1071 (356 amino acids)
Cellular component (GO): lysosome
Molecular function (GO): cysteine-type endopeptidase activity
Source: RefSeq, a predicted model, not a curated record
AUGAACACCGCUCUUCUGCUCGCCCUUGCUGCCUUGGUGGCCACCGCAGACGCCGCCGCUCCUGCUGUCCCGACGGACCGUAUGGAGCAGUUUCUGGAGGAGAAGGCCGUCCUUCAUGAAGAGUUGAAUGAGUGGAAGCAAAGCGACGCUGGGCUGUACGCCAUGGAGCAUGGCUUCGUCCCCACUGCGUCUGCGAGAAACGUGAGUGCUACGACGGACGAGGAGCUGCGUCGUUUCUUCCUGUCGAAGCUGCUGGUGGAAGAUGCUCAAGCAGCCAACCCGGAGGCUGUUUUCUCUACUGACACACCGUUCACGCUGCUGACGCACGACGAGUUCGCCAAGUUCAUCGGAGAGUCCUACCAGCGCGACUCUGGACCUCUUAAGGCCACCUCGAUCGCUGAUGCAUUGCCGUUGAACUUGACUGCUGCCUCUACUGAAAAAGACUGGACUACUUCUGGAUGUGUUGCUCCAGUCAAGAACCAAGGCGAUUGUGGUUCCUGCUGGGCAUUCGCAUCCGUGGCCGCUCUCGAGAGCGCCAUUUGUCUCUCCGGCCAGCCACUGACGCUCCUGUCGGAGCAGCAAGUGGUUGAUUGCGACAAGGUUUCGUAUGCUUGCGACAGAGGCUGGCCUAGCACUGCGCUGGACUACGCCAAACAAUCCGGUGGCAUCUGCACUCAGGAAGCCUACCCGUAUGUGUCGGGAGACUUGGGCUAUCAUCAAACGUGCAAGUCGACUUGUACCCGUCAAAAGGUGACCAUCCGUAAGGUGGUGGCCGUUCCUCGGAGCGACGCCGGACUGGUCCAAGCCAUCGAAACUCAACCAGUGGCUGUGGGAGUCGCGGCGGACAACCCGACGUGGAAGCAGUACAAGAGCGGCGUCGUGUCGUCCUGCUCGACGUCGCAGCUCGACCACGCGGUGCUGGCUGUGGGCUACUCGCCGUCCUUCUUCAAGAUCAAGAGCUCGUGGUGCCCACAGUGGGGCGAGAAUGGCUUCAUGCGACUCAAGCGUGGCAGCGGCACCAGCAGCUCCGGCACGUGCGGCAUCAUCGGCUCCUUGUCCGUCUACCCUUAA